This is a messenger RNA of Apis mellifera (honey bee), 478 nucleotides long. Its product is annotated as E3 ubiquitin-protein ligase RNF165-like. The record is from RefSeq and is a predicted model, not a curated record. The transcript is spliced from 2 exons. Bases 61 to 234 code for a protein of 57 amino acids. Gene Ontology annotation, molecular function: ubiquitin protein ligase activity. NCBI's taxonomy places the organism in Eukaryota, Metazoa, Arthropoda, Insecta, Hymenoptera, Apidae.
GUUUUAAUAUUUUAUUAUUUAAUAGAAAAAAAAAAUUGAAAAUGAAGAUACUAUUGAAAAAUGUACUAUAUGUUUAUUGAAUUUGAAGACUGUGAAAGUGUCAGGAGACUUCCAUGCAUGCAUUUAUUUCAUAUAGACUGUGUCGAUCAAUGCUUAUAUACUAAUAAAUGCUGUCCUAUAUGUCGAGUGGAUAUCGAAAUUUUUCUACACAAGAAGCUUGAAAACACUGCGUAGUUUAAGGUCGAUUUUAAUCAUUUGUUUUUGUUUUUAAGCAUAAUUAGAUAAUAUGCUCAUCUAAAUAUUUUAAAAAAUCCUAUUCAUGAGUAAAUCUUUUUCUGACACUACUAUGAAUGUUGAUGUAAAAAAUUUUAUUGUGAAUAAUCAAAAUAUUGGUAAUGGAGCUAAUUCUUGAAGUUGUAAGAGAGGUUUGUUUUGAUUAUCGUUGCAUUCAUGGAUCAUGGAUAUUAAUAAUAGUGUA